AUGGCAAUUCACAGUUACAUGAAGAAAGCACCACCAUAUGUUUUGGCCAGCACGCUGUGCUCUGCAAAUGGCAUCCUAUUCGGAAUGGAUACGGGUGUGAUCGGCCCGGUCACCGAUAUGAGAGAUUUCAAGGCUUCAUUUGGAGGUAGCCAAAAUGCGACCAUUCACGGCCUUAUUGUUUCCUCGAUUCUGAUUCCUGCUGCUCUUUCUUCCUUCUUCGCUGGCCACCUUGCUGAUAAACUCGGUCGGUCGAAAGGCAUCAGCAUUGGUGUUUUUAUUUUUGGGGUUGGGGCUGCUAUUGAAGCUGCUGCUGUCUCGCUUGGGAUGUUUAUCGCUGGGAGAGUUGUAGAGGGAUUGGGAGAGGGGCUUUUCCUAGGCACUCUUGUGGUGUAUAUUGCGGAAAUUUCACCCACCAGUACUCGGGGUAUGUUGACGACGGGUCCACAAUUGGUGAUUACUUCGGGGAUCAUGACGGGGUAUUUCACUUGUUAUGGAUCUUCGGGUAUCAAAUCAUCGCUCUCCUGGCGCACCCCAUUUAUUCUUCUUGCAUCGCUAUCAAUGCUGCUUUGUAUUUCAACCUUUUUCUUUCUGCCUCCGUCCCCGAGAUGGUUGACAUUGCACGGCCGCCGGGAAGAGGCAGAGCAGGCAUGGGAUAAAUUGGGUGUCAGCCACGCUGAGCGCGAAAAAGUUGAACUGGAGUCAGAGACAGUUGAAGUUUCCGCCCCUACAGGAAAUUCGGAGACCAGGAAAAGCGUCGUGGAAACGACCGACAACCACAAGGAGAGCGUCAUGGGCAAACUCUUCGACAUAUUCUCCAAAGAUGUUCGGUCGCGCACUGCUCUUGUUGUCUUCAUGAUGAGCAUGCAGCAGCUUAGUGGUAUUGACUGUGUGCUCUACUACGCUCCAUUGCUCUUCCAGCAGGCCGGACUUGCCUCAUCAGAAGCAAGCUUCUUUGCCUCCGGCAUUUCGGCACUCGUAAUAUUCUGUGUGACUAUUUUCGGAUUGCUUUACGCAGACAAAUGGGGCCGCCGAGGCAGUGUCAUUUAUGGUGGCAUUGGACUAGGCAUUGUCAUGUUCUUGAUUGGUGGACUGUACGCAGGAAAUGCCGUUCACGGGACAUUUGGAGCUGGCCGCUGGGUUGUAAUCGUUGCCAUUUACAUUUUUGCCGUCAUCUACUCUAUGACAUGGGCAGUCAGCAUCAAGAUCUACGUGCCCGAGAUCCAUCCGAGUCGCACCCGUGCAUCGGCAACAACCCUGGGUCAUUCCUCAAACUGGAUCGCCAACUUCUUGGUUGCUCUCACAACGCCUAUUCUUUUGGCUAAAAGCUCUUUCGGAGCAUAUUUCCUGUUUGGUGGUUGCUCCAUCCUCACUGCUCUUGUGUGUGCGGUCUUUAUGCACGAAACCAAGGGCCGAUCCUUGGACGAAAUCGAGGAGGCGUUUAAACAUAAAACUUCCGGAAGAAAGAACCCCUUCAACUCUUUGCGACGACCCAUCAUUAAAUCGACGGCCUAA
Molecule: messenger RNA, 1512 nt
Organism: Penicillium cinerascens
Lineage: Eukaryota; Fungi; Ascomycota; Eurotiomycetes; Eurotiales; Aspergillaceae
Product: putative MFS sugar transporter
Exons: 3
Coding region: 1-1512 (503 amino acids)
Biological process (GO): carbohydrate transport; transmembrane transport
Cellular component (GO): membrane
Molecular function (GO): carbohydrate:proton symporter activity
Source: RefSeq, a predicted model, not a curated record